GCAGGAGCGCUCCUCCCAUGGUGUCCCCAGGAGACCCCCCGGCACCCUUUCGACUUUACGGAAACUAUCGGCGCCCGCUAAAUUUGGGGUCUUCAUCAUGGAAACGUGGUCUGUGAAUCACGUCCUCGGUUUGUCGCUAUCGGUGCUGCUGCUGGGUCUGCCGCGGCUCCUCGGGGCAGGAACCCACAGUCACAACAGCACGGAUCCGGUAACGGCUGGAUUUUCUUAUUCUGAAGCCACAGAUGAACUCGGUAACACGGGAAACGGCGCAACUUCAAUUUCUUACUCCAGCGAGAGUUUAUCACCAUCACAGAGGAUCCUGCUCACACACACUGCUGAAACACACUCUGUUACUGCUGCAAACUUCGACACUGAACAGACAAAAAUCUUCACAGAAACGAGCUACACAUCUCCAGAGUCCACAAAUCUGUCAACUGAGGCACUUACCUCCACCAUCUUAACUGCCACUGAAGCCAGCAGCAGCAGCAGAAGUAGUAGUAGCAGCAGCAGCAGCAGCAGUAGUAGUAGUAGUAGUAGUAGUAGUAGUAGUAUUAGUAGUAGCAGCAGCAGUAGCAGCACCCGAAGCAUCAGCAGCAGCAGCAGCAGUAGUAGUAGUGGUGGUAGCAGCAGCAGCGAUUGGAAGGUCUUCACAAACACAGACCAGAUGCCACACGUCUUCCAUGCUGAAACCCUGCCCCAGGACAGCCCAGAUACCACUCUCCGACUAGGGGAUGCCACAUCUUUGGUGUCGCAAACAGCCUUCCUCACUGACAGCACAUACACAACCACUCUUAGUCGUGCUGGGGAGAGGACCUUGCUGUCUGUUACCUCUUCUUCCAGCAACACCUCAUCUGCCUUUACAGAGGACUCCAGCUCCCAUCAGCCUUCCUCUACUUGGGCUAUUCCUCCUAGGCCUGCAGAGACUGAGGGUUCUACUCAAAGUGCCCCAUCCACAAGGACUAUUGGGAGAGAAACAACAGAGCAUCAUGUGACACAGACCUUUUCAGAGACUGGAAGCCUAACAGGGGCCAGUGGAGACCAGGGUUUAAGUAGACAGCCUAAUGCCACCCAGCACGUACUUGCUUCAACAUUGCAGGAAACAUCUGACUCAACACCACCUCUCAGGGUCUCAGAGCCCAGCACUGACCAAUCAGAUGUGUCUGUGUCUUCUACUCCAGUUUUCACGUCACCUGCAGGAGGUCCUGCAAAUGUCUCUGGGACAGAUCAAGGGUCUGGCUCUAGUGUUGGAACUUCUACAGAGUCUUCCACAGGAGCCCACAGCUCCAGCACUCAGAACCACAAAGCCACUGAGGUGGUUUCAUCUCAGACCAGUGAAGAGAGUGUAGGCCAGGGUCUAACUACAGUGCCGUCCACAGCCAGUACCAGUACAUCUGAAAUCACUGACUCUCUGACAGACAUGCCAAUGGUUACUGGGAUCUUGCACACAACUCUACCGGUCACUGUUACAGAAAGAUCACAGAUAACAGAGGAAGACACUUCCAGAGCAACUGCCUUCACAACCACCACCAUGCCCUCUACAACCCCUCCUCCACCCACAACAUCAUCCCCAAGUCUGAGUAGCCCUUUUGCUGAACAUACUUCAGGCUCCCCUACAAAAGCCACUCUACCAAACACUGAAGCUUCCACAACAGUCUCCACCCCAAGCUGGCAGACUUCUGCACUGUAUCCAACUCUCUUUGUGUCACCCGGCCAAACCCUGAGACCCUCCACCGGAAUGGCUAACCCCACAAAAGCCAGCACCCCACAGACUGAAGCAAGCACAGUAACUCAGAGAAUCACCACAGCUCGCAGCCAAGACAUUACCACCACCUACAUCCACAGCCCUCCAACCAGGAGUACAGAGACUCUGCACACCACCAAGAAACAGCCAGACGGAGGAGCUACAGAGCUGAUGGUGACAACGAUGCCCACGGAUGUCCAACUCACCAAGGUGCAACCAACAAACCCCUGUGUGUCGAACCCUUGCAUGAAUGGAGGGAUGUGUGUGAGCUAUAAAGGGCCUGAGUUCACCUGUCACUGCCAGCAGGCCUGGACAGGACCGACCUGCAACCUGGAUGUGGAUGAGUGUGAGAAGUACCGCUGCCCCACUGGCUCUACAUGCAUUAACACUCAAGGCUCCUUCAGUUGUGAGUGUCCACUCGGCUUUGAUCUGAAGGAUGGACGCACGUGCACCAAAGCAAAGACAUUUCUGGGAACAUUCAGUUUUAACAGACAUGACUCUUCAGUCAGGAGCUACGCGGUGCAUGACAUCCAGGGAGAGCUCAUGCAUCUGCUCAAUGUAUCCUUGUCAGUCCUUCGAGGUUAUAGUCGCUCAACACUGAACAAAAACCUUAGUAAAAUCAGGGAGCAUGGUGAAGUUCGCAUCUCGGUUGUCAACAUGUUUUCCAUCUUCACUGAUGUGACAAAUGCUGAAGUCAACGACAGCAUCCAGAUGUCUCUCUCCAACCGAAGCUCUUCAGUGACCCACAGCCGACUCGUGCUCUCUUACCAGUACUCUUACCACACGGAAAGUUUGUGUGAGGUUCAGAAAACUCAGUGUGAUACGGAGCGUUCCACCUGCACAGACAGCACUGGUACAGCCUACUGCCAAUGUCACCAAGGAUAUUACAAACACAAUCCUGAUGACUUAUCUUGCUUAGAAUGCGGGGAUGGCUACAAGUUGGAAAAUGGCACCUGCAUCCCGUGCAUGUUUGGAUUUGGAGGAUUCAACUGUGGAAAUUUUUACAAGCUGAUUGCGGUUGUGGUGUCGCCUGCAGGAGGCGGUCUGCUCCUCAUUCUCAUAAUCGCUCUCAUUGUCACCUGCUGCAAGAAAGACAAAAAUGACAUCAAUAAGAUCAUCUUCAAGAGUGGAGAUAUGCAGAUGUCCCCAUAUGCAGACUUCCCAAAAAAUAACCGGAUAUCCAUGGAGUGGGGCAGGGAGACAAUAGAGAUGCAAGAGAAUGGCAGCACGAAGAAUCUGCUGCAGAUGACUGACAUUUACUACUCUCCUGCUUUGCGCAACUCGGACCUAGAGAGAAAUGGUCUGUAUCCGUUUACAGGUCUACCAGGAUCUCGCCAUUCGUGCAUCUACCCCGCCCAGUGGAACCCCUCUUUCAUCAGCGACGACUCACGGAGAAGAGACUACUUUUAAGUGGCCCACUGUCAGACUCUUACUGUUAGACUGACAAAUGUUGAUGUGUGGUGAUGGUUUUCUGUCACUAACAGGGCUGAUACGUUGAGCUAUGCUGUUUUUGAAAACUAAUUUGAUAAUCUAAAAUCAGGGCUGCAAACUAACUAUGUAAAUGGGUGUGUGCUAGUGUGUCUGCAAAUUAUAUAAGAGCAUGUUUUUGCAAGUGAAAUGUGUUCCCUUGUGACCCUUUCAGUGUUUUUGCAUGUUUUGAUUCAUUUACUUCAACUCAUGUGUACCUCGCAUUGCUGCUUUAGUGUUUAAUGUGUUUUUCCUGCCUUAAAAGCAUCACCUGGUUCUCUGCUUCAGUGUGAAGGCAGGUGAUCCAUUACAGUUAACAUCAUGUCUACUUUUCCUUGUUGACAGAAUCGUUGCUGCUGGGUAAUACAGUCCUGCUUUAGUUAACAAUGAUAAAUAAAUGUAUGAUGUUGUGCUCAACUGGAAUGUGCAGACACAAUCCACAGCAGUAAUGAAUGAUGCGAAGCAAACCGACCAGAACGUGCAAAAACACUGAUAGUGCUAAAUAUGAAUGUUGGUGCCACUGCUGUGAUCUGAAGUCCAGGAUUUUAACAACAAACCACUAAAGAAUGCACAAAGUCUGGCUUCAUGAUGAUAAGAGAUUUUGUAACCUGAUGCCAGUUGUUAUUUAUUUCAUGUAUGUCCAAUUUGUACACGUGUAGCAUGUUUCAUUCAUUCACACUUACAGACUUUAGCAGGAAAAACCUGUGGCUUUAAGCGUAUUAGUGUGUUUGUGUAAGUCAGAAUGAGAAGUGUGUAUGUAUUUGUAUGUGUGAGAAAUGAGAAAUAAGUAUCUGUAUACCAGAAGGAUUAUAACUUGAUUUGUCUGAAUGUAAAGAUGUAUCAUAUUUAGCUGCUUCUGUCAUGGAUUAUUUUAAGAGUAUUUUAAAUGGCGUGUUGAAACUGGCGUUUUAGUCAGAUGUGCUUAUUUAAAUAAAAAUGUUGACAUAAUCUCUCUGUUCUAGUUUUCUCAGUCACAAUGAUCACUCAAUGUUUGAGCCAUGUAAUAUUCAGCAAGAGGUAAAAUGAAUUUAGGUCAUUUAAAAAUAAUUAAACAUCCCUCACACUGUCUGAUGUUGUUAUUCAUGAGUCCACUAUUAGAUGAAUAACAAUCAUUUGUAUAUUAGGGCACCAUUAAAAAAAACAUGUGUUUCCAAAAAUCUACAAUGCUGUCUAUCUGUAGUUUGAAGGCUAUUUACUGAAAGAGUGAACCGUGCAACCUUACCCCACCUGCGAAACAUGGAGGUGGUAGUAUCAUAAUCUGGAUGUGUACUGCUUGCAUCUGAGCUGUGGGGAACAAAUUGUGUUGUGGGAAUCAUUUGAAUAAAGUAAUGCUUCUACACACUGAUGGGAAUCAUGUGUAUUGAUGCGUUAAAAACAUAAUAAAUGUGAUAAAUUUGAAAGGACCUGAAAACCUGUUUGCAACUGUU
Molecule: messenger RNA, 4635 nt
Organism: Melanotaenia boesemani (Boeseman's rainbowfish)
Lineage: Eukaryota; Metazoa; Chordata; Actinopteri; Atheriniformes; Melanotaeniidae
Gene: heg1
Product: heart development protein with EGF-like domains 1
Exons: 15
Coding region: 98-3151 (1017 amino acids)
Biological process (GO): heart development
Molecular function (GO): calcium ion binding
Source: RefSeq, a predicted model, not a curated record